AUGCAAGUGGUGGACCAGCUUUGCACUGAGUUUGAGCGUGAGGUGAGCCAAAUGACACAGGACAUCGUGCGGUACCGUGGUGAGCUGGCGCGCUGUGCAGACCUGUUGGCCUACCAGCUGGGGAAGGAGAAGCAGUAUCACAACAUGCUCGCAGCUUGCAAAUCUCAGCGUGGUUGCUAUGGUGAGAGGAAAACAUUGCGGGGAAUUCCUCCACCCUCGUGGGGAAGGCUGCGGAGGUGGGGCAGAAGCACUCAGCCAAUGAGAAUGUGA
Durusdinium trenchii is the source of this 270-nucleotide messenger RNA. The record is from the annotation of a GenBank genome assembly. NCBI's taxonomy places the organism in Eukaryota, Dinophyceae, Suessiales, Symbiodiniaceae.